GCUUCUUAGCUUUAUCUAAAGCUACUUUUAUUUCUAAGAAAUAUACAGCGAAACUCGAAUUCAAUGAUAAGAAGUCAAACUAUGAACUUUUCGGGGAACACAAUGCUCAUUCCUUGAUCGAGUGCGCCACAAUCUGUCAAAGGGAGUGCAGCUUCUUUGGCUUUAACUCACAAACGAAGAAAUGCCGUACCCACAAGGAAAGUCUUACAUCUGGGCUGUCUGAUGAGACCGGUUGGAGAUACUACUCGGAUAACGAUUUUUCUAGCUUGCCCAAAGAUUGCAAGGAUCUUCGAGAAAACGGACAAACCAUCACAGGGGUGUAUGAUAUAUACCCCUACAGUACAUUAAUAAUGCCAAUAAAUGUUUACUGCGAUAUGACCACAAAUGGUGGGGGAUGGACGGCCAUUCAGAAACGCGUAGACGGAUCCGUGAUCUUUGACAGAAACUGGACGGAAUAUAAAAAUGGUUUCGGUUCACCGGAACAGAAUGUCUGGGUUGGAAAUGACGUAAUCCAUCAAUUAACAAAAGAAAACUCAUCAUCCCUUUAUGUGUCUAUCACUCUCGAGAAUGGUACAACGCUGUAUGAAAUGUAUGAUGGAUUCUCUGUCUCCGACGAAGCUGGAAAAUAUCAACUCUUUCUUGCAGGACCUGCCACGGGGACCCUAGGAGACAGUAUGUUGGACACCGGUAAUCGUAACAGAGAUCUGUCUGGGAUGUCCUUCUCCACCCCAGACAAAGAUAACGACGGAGAAAGUGGAUUUAACUGUGCUGCUGACAGUACCCGUAGAGGAGGCUGGUGGUUCAAUAUCUGUCACCGCGCCUUCCUUAAUGGUCAAUGGUCCCCGGGAGUCUGGUAUCCAUGGUAUCCUACAGUAACGAGUGGGACGUCAGUGAUAGGGACCACCAUGAUGAUCAGACGUAACUAG
Molecule: messenger RNA, 926 nt
Organism: Saccostrea cuccullata (small rock oyster)
Lineage: Eukaryota; Metazoa; Mollusca; Bivalvia; Ostreida; Ostreidae
Product: ficolin-1-like
Exons: 5
Source: RefSeq, a predicted model, not a curated record